AUGCCAGUAAGUCAGGAGUGCGGAGAUGAAGACUACGGCAUCUAUCUGUGCAAAGGUUCACCAUUUGCAGGCACUCCGGCGUCGAGUACAAGUGGACCCAAUUCACCUACUUCAGCGCUCAGGCUUUUCAAUGUGGAACUAUGUAACCUCACUGCAAGCCCGAAGCAAGCAUCAGUGUCUCCCACAGGUUUCAAGGCUCAGAAAAGCAAACCUGAUAAAAGGUACCUAGGCGUCAGAGUGCGAAUGCCAGUACGAGACUUGCUGAGGAAUAUUCGUAUAGCCAAAGGCAUGGACCCCAAAGAGCUGCAGGUGGGUUGUAAAUCCUCAGGAGGCAAUAAAAAAAGAGUCAAUACAAGUGGUGAUCGGAGGAAGAGGCUGAAGAAGUUGCCGAUGAAGAGUUUGGAAGAGCUGUCCAUUAUAGUGGAGGUGCUGGAAGAGGAUCUUAAAACCAGGACGUCCUCUCGAUGUCCAAGCAGCCGCUCAUUGUGUGAUCUCUGUCAAGAUCAGGGAGACAAGUACUGGUGUGAAGAUGCAUGCACGCUUGCAGAUGCGUUUCCCCCAACUCCAGGUGACUGUGCAGUCACUGAAGAACUCCCCAUGCAUUCUGCAGAACCCCAUGAUCCCUACCCAUCCUCUUACAGAGAGGUCACUGCUCCCUUCUCUGGUCCUCAGUGGCGAUGCAGUAGCUGUGAGUUAGCUUACUGUAUUCACAGGGCUGAAUCUGGAAUCAUCUACUCACCUACCAAAAGUGAGUACCAGGUGCCUUCUCCCCAAGAAACAAGCUAUUUGAAACCCAAGAUGGACAACUUGUGGCCUUCUUCGGAGAGUCCAUCUUAUCAGUGCUCGGUACAGGAGGAGUGGAACAACAUGACAUUCUUUUGCACCCAAAUGGAACGAGACGAGAAGAUACUGAAGAACAUCUCUGACCAAGAGCUUUUUCUGUCAGAUGAGCAUGGCAGAACACUUCUGCACAGAGCUGUUGAUGAGGGCAAACGAGCUCUAGUGUAUGUAAUCGCCAAAAGGAUGGCACACCUAAAAAAACUGGACAUCAAAGACACCGAAGGAAAGACCCCUCUCCACCUCGCUGCUCAGAGGAAUCAGCACCAUGUGGUGGCAGAUCUACUCUCCCUUGGUGCAAACAUCAAUGAAAGGGACCAAAAUGGAAAGACCUGCGUCCACCUCAGCGCCGAGUACGGCUAUGUCAGGGUCCUGGAGGUGAUGAAAAGCUAUAUGAUAAAUGGAACAUAUAUAGAUUUGGAGGCCAGAGAUGUAAAUGGCCUCACAUCUCUGCAGCAGGCGUCAGUAGCUCUGAAGAGCACACUCCGGGAGCUGGAAAAAAGCACCACUGCUAGCCAGGCCCGGCUGAAUUCCUUACGCAAGGACCAGAUGAUGGAAACCUUGGAGUGCCUCCUCCAGAUGGAAUGCAACCCACACCUGGUCAUUUAGAAGUAGUUUGUCCAGUCACACAAC
Molecule: messenger RNA, 1470 nt
Organism: Electrophorus electricus (electric eel)
Lineage: Eukaryota; Metazoa; Chordata; Actinopteri; Gymnotiformes; Gymnotidae
Source: RefSeq, a predicted model, not a curated record